AUGGGGGUUCCAUUACUCCUUACGUGGCUCCGAAGGCGCUUUUCAGAGUGCUUCUCCCCCGCUGAAGGUGACCUCGCGCGGGAGUGUGUUCGCGGCCACACCGACAACCUUUACAUUGACCUCAAUUCCCUUAUUUACCAGUCCGCUGCGAUCAUCGCCGGGGGUGGGGGGAGUUUCUCCUCCGUCGACGAGGUGGAGGAAGAGGUGCUGGUGAAGUUGAUGGGCUUGCUGGAUCACAUCCUCUUCGACCUCGUGCAACCCGCCGCGCUGGUGUUCAUCGCCGUGGAUGGGGUGUCCCCGCUGGGGAAGAUGUCCCAGCAGCGCGCCCGGCGGCGGCGGCGGCCCGCGGCCUCGCGCGGCGCCCCCCCUCCCGGCCUGGAUUCCCUCUGGGACGUUAACACCAUCAGCGUCGGGACAGGCUUCAUGUCAAAGAUGACCACCGCUAUCCACGCGUAUGCCGUGAGCCGGACGGAACGCAUCAACGCAGCGCGGCUUGAGUUUGAAAUCCUGGAGCGGCGACGGCGAGCUGGGGAGGGGGAGGGGGCCACGUCUCCCCCUUGCCAGCUGAUUUAUCGACCGAACAAGCCCAUUUCCAUCGUGGUCGACGGGGUCAUGCGGCCUGGAGAGGGGGAGAACAAAAUCCUGGAGGUCAUCCGCCGCUUUCGCGCGCAGGCGGCGUACAACCCCAACACCACGCACGUGAUCUGCAGCACAGAUACUGAUGUAACGGUGAGCUGCCUGAUCUUGCACGAGCCUCGGAUCUUCGUCUUGCGUUAUGAGCCCCCUCCCUCGCUUGGAGGGAAAGCGAGCAUACCCAACGAGGAUGCAGCCGCUGGCAGUGGGAGAGGCGGGGGCCGUGUGGUGGACACCUGGCUCUCCACCUUUUUUAGUCUCCACACCUUUCGAGAAUCCUUACGGAAGCUACUUGGGUUUAGACCUCCUUUAGAUACAUCCAAACUUCACGAGGACACGGAAAGCGAGUUCUUUGAGCGCGCGCUCCACGAUGUGGUGUUUUCGAUGUUGUUGUUCGGAAACGAUUUCCUUCCGUUGUUGGGUGGUGGUAUUCGGGAGGGGACGCUGGACGCGCUACUUCAGACCCUUUCCUCGGAUUUCGUCUCACGACAUCGCACUGUGGUGGUGGCAGAAACUAAUCAAAUCCAGUUCGAGUCGGCGCGAUACUUGCUGGGUUGUCUCGCAGAUAUCAUGCGAGAGAGGGGAGGCUCUGGCACGCUCGCUGUCUUUGCGGACGGCGCGGAAUUGAGCUGGGAGUUCACAACCGAUGAUAAGCAGUUCCAGGAAAAACAACGCGAGAGGGAAAGGAUGAUGGAAAAGAAAUGUUACUGUUAUUGGACUAUGCUGCAGUGGGCGCUGCAGUACAGUGCGGGAAUUGUGGAGCAUUGGGGGUGCUAUUACCCAUACAGCGAUGCCCCACCUUUGGAGAAGCUCCGGCAGUACUGUGGGGUGCUUUCGUAUGAUGGGGUGGUGGACCUUGUUGCGGCCCACCAUGCGACUAUACGCGGACUUCAGUGCAGAGGAAACACCGCAGGUUCGGAUGGGGUUGGGGUAUCAAGCACGUCGUCUUUGGGAUUACCGUGCCCACUUGCUUCGGAGUCCACUAUGACCGCUGUCAGGGACUCCACAGCGCUAAACAGGCGAGGGGAGCCGACGGAUGUCAUGGUGCAGUUACUUGUGUUGAUCCCGCCUCGUAGUGUGGCGUUGUUGCCUGUUAUUAUCCAGCAGCACUACAACGAGAUUCAGGAAGCCGUUCAACCCCCGGUAGAGGAACUGGACCUCGUACAGAUUCAGGAAUGGUGUGAAGGGAAGAAAGUUUUGCUUAGGAAAGAGGAGCAGACGCGUUUCCAUUUUUAUAAGCUUUUGUCUAGCGAUAGUAUCUUAUGUGGUCCAGAGGCUACCUGUGCCGAUACCGAGCAGCAGCCGAGAAUAUUAUCAAAUGAAGUAGUGUUCAUCGCGUAUUGGUCCACGAGCACCUUUCGGCAGCAAGCGGAGGACGCCGUACAGGCCUCACUUUCCAAGCCAUCACCCCUUACUACUGCAAUGCCUGUGUGUAGUAAUAAAAUUAGCACCGUUGUUUCUGAAAACACACGUAAGCGAAGCGCUGCAUCUUUUUUUGGAUCGAAAUUAGUGAAAGGGGGCGUUUCUGCCGCCGUUACCGCCCUCCAAACGUCGCCACUGAGGCCAACCGUAACGCACCCUUCUACACCAACCGCGGCUGAGAGCACGUUGUCCACUACUGAGGAAACCAAUACCCCACAAGCAGGCUCUUAUGGGGAGCCUGUGAGAGCGAAUGGGGGCGCUUGCGAGGCGGCAAUUCUCAGCGACGUGGAUGGCUGCUACUUUUGGUAUGUGGCACCAUGCGUGGUUCUACCCGAUGACGGGCUGCGCAAGGCUGUUGGGGUGAUCGAGGGUAAUCGAUUUCUUGUAGACGGUAGUGCAAACGCGGCGAUACGUAGCAGUGGGAACGUCAGUGUGCUUUCACGCGAUACUUACGGGAGGAUGGGCGUGCGGCUCCAGUGGGAGGUCGCAACAAUGCCACCUCUUUCUGGCCUAGGAGGGCAUGCUAACAGAGCUGCAAUGCAAAGCUGCGUGACGUCGCUGCUCUUGCCGGGCUACACCCCGCCAGUAGUGCGAACUGUGAUGGAAAAAGUUAGAUCAGAGAGAGAAAAAAUUUCGAUGACGGGCCCUUGCACUGAUCCAUGGCGUCAAAAUACAUCCCUUAAGCGACUGCGCGAUGACGACAAAGAUGUUUCCAUCUAA
This is a messenger RNA of Phytomonas sp. Hart1, 2775 nucleotides long. NCBI's taxonomy places the organism in Eukaryota, Euglenozoa, Kinetoplastea, Trypanosomatida, Trypanosomatidae. The record is from the annotation of a GenBank genome assembly.